AUGGAUACUUCAUUGAACGAAACUAAUCAGACAUUAUAAUCUCUUGCAUCUUCUCUUAGAGAUUCAUUUCAAGCUCUUAAGGCCAUCACUGAUGCUAAAUUUGACUAAGCGAAAGGACAAAAAAAGAAAUUCGAAUAAAUUACUCUAUGCUUCAAGAAGAUGAAAGGUUUAAAUAAUGAUCAGUUGCCUGAAUAUGUUUCUCUAAUGGGAUAGUUGGUCGGAUUCAUGCAUACACCUCAAUAUAUCAACUUCUAUAAAAAUUAUGAUAAGAAGUUGACUAAAAAUUUAGUGAAAAGAUGUGUUGUUGAACCAUUCAAUGAUAAAUUUAUGAAACCAAGAACUGAAGGUGGAUUUGAGCUUUCGCGCUUUGUUUCCCACCCAAAUCUAUUAGAGGAUGUGAAUAAAAUUUUUAUUGAUCUCUUGGAGUUUAACUUACUGACAGAUAAACUGAUGAUCAAAUUGAAAUAAGGACUGAAUGAUUAUAUAACUUUUAUAGAUUAAAAUUAAGGUAUCAAGGAAAGAUUUGGCCAAAUCACUAUGACUCAUCUUAGAACAUUACUGACCAAAUGCAAUUUAGCUGAUGAUGAUGUGGUAUUUGAGUAGAGUAAUAAAAAGAAGCUUACAGAAUUAUUUAAGAAUAAGAAGGUGAACAAUAUGUCAAAGUACUUGAAAGAACUGUUUUUGAUUGAUAAACAAAUCAAUAAGGAAAAGAGAUAUUUAAAAAGAAUGUUCUCAGAUAAGAAAUCUUAUUAUCAUUUUGUACGUGAUAUCAUUUUAUGGGUGCUUGAAAAGUUUAAGUACGAUUUCUCUAAGGAAGAAGUUUAAGGACUUUUGAUGUAUCUUUCAAAAAACUCUAAAAAUCUAGUUCAAGAUACAAAGGACUUGCCAGUUAAGUUUGAUGCUUUGUUCUAGCCCUUUAUUGAAGAGCAAUCUAAGAGAUUUGCCGAUCUUAAGCUUCAAGAUAGCUACUCAACUAUAUUCUCUUCUUUGAUAAUCGCUCUUCCACCUAAGUAAGAGCAAGAGUCGGUCCCUGAAUAGCCUAAGAAUUAACCAAAAAUUGUUGAGAAGGAAGCACCAAAGAAAAUGUAUUAAAAGAAAUAGCAAUAAUCUGCUGCUAAUAAUUCUUAACAGAUACAGCAGCAGCCAUCUCAGUCUUCAAAGUAGAAGAAGGUAAUUGGAGAUAGCUAUACCUUAGAUAAGUUCAUCGAAGACAUAGUUCUGAAUUUCUCAGACGCUAAUAAGAAAGAUUUUGUCUAAAUUGAUUAAGACAUAAAGGAUGCAGUCUUAAAUGAGUUCAUUCCAAAGCAUAGUAGAGAUGAGGUUUAAUAUAGACUUUUCUAGAUCUUAGAUACAAAGUUAGGUACAUUCAAGACUCCAUUCUAAGCUAGAACAUACAAGAAAGUUAUCAAAGCAAUCGACAAGUGCGGAAUUCUCGAUAUCAAUGAGGUAAAUGUUCUAUACUUCAAAGCAAACAGGUUCCUCUCUAAGGAAAAUGUAGCGAAAGAAAAGUUGAAAAUAAAAAAUGAAACCAAGAGCAACUUUAUCGCUUUGGGAAAAGACGCUGCUAAUGAAAGACCAUCCAAGAAUCAAGACAAAGGAGUUUACAUAGAUCCAGCUGGUGAUUUGAAGCAAGAGACAGACAGUGAAAACGAGUACAUUGACAUUGAGGAUGAAUCAAGUGAAAAUGAGGAAUACAAGUAACCUCCUCCAAAGAAUAAGAGAAAUCAAAAGGAGGAUCCAGCCAAUACUAUGUACCUCAAAUCAUUUAGAGAUAGAGUAAACAAUGAGCAAGCUACUUUUUAUGAUCAAAUAAAACAGGCACACACCAUCACUCCAGUCCAAUUUAAAACCCCUAGAGGAAUAAAGAAGCUUUUGGAGAUUGAGAGCUUAAUCAAGUAAAUUUACAGAGAGUAGAGUGUCAGCAGAGAAGACUUAGAAAUCAGAGAUAAGGUUAUUACAAAUAUCAAGAAUGCAUUCAAGAACACAAAUGAUAGAGAAUAUCCAGCUCUAUUGGCAGGUGAGAUCAGAAUAAGCGGAUUUGGAUCUUGCUAGAAUGGCCUUUGGAAUGUUGAAAAAUCAGAUAUUGAUGUGACUUGUAUUAUAACUGAAAAUCUAGAGUACAAUCAACAUUAACUCUUGAAAUGUUGUGUACCCAUCCUUAGGAAGGUUGCUAAAAAGGGAACAAUGAAUUACAUCCCCGCCUCAAGAGUCCCAAUCAUUAAAUUUGAAGAAAACUAGACAGGACUUGAAGUAGACUUCAAUGUAAACAACAUCUUGGGCAUCAACAAUUCUGAUCUAAUUUACACCUACUGUUAGAUUGAUUAAAGAUUCCACAUUCUUAGUCUUUUUAUCAAAUACUGGUCAAAAAAGGUAGAAAUUAUUGGAGCUGCAUACGGACUUCUCAGUUCUUAUGCAUUGACUUUGAUGCUGAUUGCAUUUUUACAGUCAACUAACCCACCUGUGUUGCCUUGCCUUCAAGAGAAAAAGCAAAGAGACAGAUAACAAAAGAAAAUUAUCUUUUACCCCAUGCCAAUAGAUCAGCUUGAAAGUAAGAGAAGAAGAAAUGCCUUAGGCAACUCAAAAUCUAAGGACCCAUCAACCUCGAUGUAUUGUCUCACUGAAACUGACAUAUUCUUUGAGAAUGAUAUCAAAGUCAUCCAGGAAUUCUACAUGCCAAAGGAGAAAAACAAUUAAUCAGUGGCCUAACUCCUCUAUGACUUUUUCUAUUUCUACACACACGAGUUCGAAUCAAAUAAGCAAGUUAUUGAUAUCAAGAACGGAGGAGGAUACUCUGCUAAAUGCUCAAGAGACAAGUAUCCGUUCUCAAUAGUGGAUCCAUUCGAACAACAAAGAAAUCCAGGUUGCAGUGUCUACUAGGGUUCAGACGGUCACCGUAAAAUCAUGAUGCAUUUCAGAGCUGCUCUAGACAGAUUCAAGCUCAAUUGA
Messenger RNA from Stylonychia lemnae, 2946 nucleotides. The record is from the annotation of a GenBank genome assembly. Lineage: Eukaryota; Ciliophora; Spirotrichea; Sporadotrichida; Oxytrichidae.